This is a messenger RNA of Enhydra lutris kenyoni (northern sea otter), 2663 nucleotides long. Its product is annotated as NADH:ubiquinone oxidoreductase complex assembly factor 7. The coding region runs from base 743 to 1939 and encodes 398 amino acids. The record is from RefSeq and is a predicted model, not a curated record. Lineage: Eukaryota; Metazoa; Chordata; Mammalia; Carnivora; Mustelidae. Gene Ontology annotation, biological process: mitochondrial respiratory chain complex I assembly. The transcript is spliced from 10 exons. Gene Ontology annotation, molecular function: protein-arginine omega-N symmetric methyltransferase activity. Gene Ontology annotation, cellular component: mitochondrion.
AGAUAAAGUGGGAAAGAAGACUUUUCAUCAAAAGUGAAAGAACUUUUUUUUAAAAGAACUUUUUUGUAGUAUGUGAAAUAUCGCCUAUUCAAAAAGUAAAUACAACACAAGUACAGUGCAAACUGUGAAUCUGCCCCUGUAAAUUGCAUUUCUCCUGCCCCUACCGCUCUCCCCACCCACAGUCUCAAAACACGUGCUAAAAAAGUAAGCUAAAUUCCAUCACGUACUUGCUCCAGAUCGUCUAAGGUUUUGCAUCAAACUCAGAGGAAGGCCUAUAUUUUACCUCUGACUUCAUUUAUUACUCUCCCCUUACCUCAUUCUGUCUCAGCUACAUUGACAUUUUUGUUGCUCAGAGAUGGCUCGCUCACUCCUUUCUUUCCUACAGUUUUCUUCCUAGACAUCUCAAUGAUUUCCCCGAUAACCUCAUUUAAAACUCUUACGCCCUUCACACUGAUUAUCUUGUUUUCUUCUCCGUGGCACCGCUCAGCAUCUGAUACACAAUAUUCAAAAGUCUGAUUACUGAUUGUUUCCCUUACGUAGAACGUAAAUUCCACGAGAGCAGAGGGCUUCUAGAGCGUAAACAUGUGCGUGUACUGCGUGAGAACAGAAGUUAAGAAUCCAACAACACUGGAGUUCGGAACACUGAUGCCACGACGUCAGGACCCCGAAAGUUCUUCCCCGUCUCUGGAGGGGGAAAUACUUCAGCUCCGGGAGAGAGCCGGCAGAAAACCAGGUGACACCAAUGCUGCGGCACCUUAUAUACAAAAUCAAGGCAACUGGUCCCAUCACUGUAGCCGAGUACAUGAAGGAGGUCUUGACCAACCCUGCCAAGGGAUAUUAUGUGUACCGUGACAUGCUAGGAGAAAAAGGAGAUUUCAUUACUUCACCGGAAAUAAGUCAGAUCUUUGGGGAGCUGCUAGGUAUAUGGUUCAUUAGUGAAUGGAUGGCCACUGGAAAAAAUGCAGCUUUCCAGCUUGUGGAAUUGGGCCCAGGAAGGGGUACCCUCACAGGAGAUAUUUUGAGGGUGUUCAGUCAGCUUGGAUCUGUGCUGAAAAACUGUGACAUUUCAAUACAUCUGGUAGAGGUGAGCGAAAAAUUGAGUGAGAUUCAAGCAUUAACACUGACGGAAGAGAAGAUCCCGCUAGAGCGGAGUGCUGGGUCCCCCGUAUGUAUGAGAGGCGUUACUAAAGCUGGGAUUCCAAUCUCGUGGUACCGAGAUCUGCAGGAUGUUCCGAAAGGGUACAGCUUUUAUCUGGCACAUGAAUUUUUUGACGUUCUUCCCGUGCAUAAGUUUCAGAAAACACCCCAGGGAUGGCGAGAAGUACUCAUUGAUAUCGACCCACAAGUUUCUGAUAAGCUGCGGUUUGUUUUGGCGCCUGGUGUCACGCCAGCAGAAGUCUUCAUACAACGUGAUGAAAUGAGGGAUCACGUGGAAGUGUGUCCUGAGGCUGGUGUUAUCAUUCAGGAGCUUUCUCAGCGCAUCGCACUAACCGGAGGUGCAGCACUGAUCGCCGAUUAUGGUCAUGAGGGAACGAAGACAGACACCUUCAGAGGGUUUUGUGGCCACAAGCUUCAUGACGUCCUGACUGCCCCUGGAACGGCGGACCUCACAGCCGAUGUGGACUUCAGUUAUCUGCGCAGAAUGGCAGGGGGACAAGUAGCUUCUCUCGGGCCAAUAAAACAACAGAUGUUUUUAAAAAAUAUGGGCAUUGAUGUCCGGCUGAAGGUUCUUUUAGACAAAUCAGAUGAGCCAGCCAGACAGCAGUUACUUCAGGGGUAUGAUAUGAUAAUGAAUCCUCAGAAGAUGGGAGAAAGAUUUAAUUUUUUUGCCUUGCUGCCUCAUCAGAGACUUCAUGGGAGAAGCCAUCCGAUGGAUGCCUGCCAGUCAAAGCCCUCUGUGUCACCCGUAGCUGGGUUUGGUGAACUUACCUGGCGGUGAUCUCAGUGUGGUCAUUUUACCCCUAAGUCUGCUUAAGAAAGCAAAAUAAAGGGAACGUGGUUCAUAGAUCACAGGUAAAAUAAGUAUUACAAUAUUUUAUGUCUUUAUCACCAAUAAAAAUGGACUGUCUUACAUACAGUACAAUUAAAUAUUGAUCUUUUACGGCCGUGUCUAGCUUUUGGCACAAUUGUGUGCUUUUGGCUUAAUGAAACAAGUUACUGAGAAACUAAGUGUCCUUUAUUAAGGCUAGUUGCUUUAUUUUUAUUUUUUAAAAAAUAAACAUGAACACUGACUGGUUUAGCAAAAACUGAAACCUAACUGGUCUUUCAUAGGGAAUGGAUUAAAUAGAACUAUCCAUAUAUUAUUUUUUAAAAAUGAGGUAGAACAGUAUGUUCUGACUCAUCUCUUAAGAAUGUGGGAAGUGAAAAAAGUAUAGUGGAGAAUGUUUUAUAAUUAGGAUUCCAUUUUUGUUGGGGGAAAAGCUACAUUUAAAGAAAUGCUUGUAACUAAUUUCAUAAAAAUUAAUAUAUUAGUGCACACUGGUUUUCUGUGGUGGUUACUUGUAUAUAAAAUGUAAGGAAAGGAUGCCUAGUAAUCACUAUUAAAUAUCCCACUGUGGAAGUGGGUUUUCAGGGUGGAAAUUGUUCUCCUUUGUGGUAAAUUUUCUACCCUCUACUUCUGUGAAUUUUAUAAUUAAAAAACUUUAGGGGUGCCCAGGUGGUUC